Trichomonas vaginalis G3 is the source of this 924-nucleotide messenger RNA. RefSeq names its product protein serine/threonine kinase protein. NCBI's taxonomy places the organism in Eukaryota, Parabasalia, Trichomonadida, Trichomonadidae. The transcript has a single exon. The record is from RefSeq and is a predicted model, not a curated record. Bases 1 to 924 code for a protein of 307 amino acids. Gene Ontology annotation, biological process: mitotic DNA damage checkpoint signaling; protein phosphorylation. Gene Ontology annotation, molecular function: protein serine/threonine kinase activity; ATP binding. Gene Ontology annotation, cellular component: cytoplasm; nucleus.
AUGCAACACCGUGAGAUUGUUGAACGGUUUGGUAAGUAUAAAUUCAUCAAAAAGAUAGGUGAAGGUGCAUUUGCAAUGAUUGCACUAUGCCAAAAUCAAAAGACAAAAGAAAAUGUUGCGAUCAAAGUUAUAAAUAGAAAACACGUCCUUGAAAACGGGAUACUAGAGUAUUUAGAGCGCGAAUUAAAGUUGAUUGGUAGGAUUAAUCACCCAUCAUUCCCUAAAUACCAUGAAAUCAUUUACAAUGAAGAUUCGAUUUUAAUUGUAAUGGAAUAUAUGCCGAAUGGCAACCUCAUAGAGUUGGUUAACAGUGGUGUUAACUUUUCAAUGUCAGAUAAGCUUAAUAUCUUAUACAAGAUUGCAUCUGGAAUAAAUUACCUUCACGAAAGAGGUAUUUCUCAUCGAGACAUUAAGGCAGAGAACAUUGUCUUUGAUUCAGAUUACCAGCCUAAGAUCAUCGAUUUUGGCCUAGCUCACGAAAAAGAAUGUCACUUAAAAACAUUUUGUGGCACACCAAAUUAUAUUGCCCCAGAAGUCAUUACAGCGCAUGUUCUCUUAACAAAGAAGUUUCCAUUCGAAUUCAAGAGCGAGGCAAAGUUCAUCAAAGAAAUCAUGACAAAUUCAUUGAAAAUCCAAAAUUUGUGCUAUGGAGAAAUGCAUGACCUUAUCAACGAUUGCCUUGUAAUAGAGCCUGAAAGAAGAUUGACAUCAAAGCAAAUAGUAGCCAAGCUUGAUGAGAUAAUAUCAAAAAGAAACAUUUUCCUUACAAUGUCCGGAAGAAUUACAAUUCCAAAGAUGAUAAGAUUAGACAUUUUCAAUAGAUGCAACACAGAUAAAUUCUUGGAGUACUCCCUGGAACAAGGAGAUUUAAUAUAUCUAGGACGCGUUCUAACUAUUAUUCAUAAAAUAAAUGUAUGUAUUUAA